CUGGCCACGCCCACGAAGGGGUGUGGCCGUGCGGGUGGCUGCUGGGCAGAGCGAAGGGCUAAUGUCUCCCUGCUGCCCUGGGAGGUUCCUCCCGCCGAGGCCGUCCCGAGCCCGCUAUUGCAGGCGCGCGCAUCAGCCCGGGCUCGCCCGCUAAGAGGAAUGGAAUUUUCUUGGCCCAAAGGAGAAUGAAAAGUGGUUUUAUGAGACCAAAAGAAGUACUGAGGAUUUUGGAGAGAUCACAUUGUAACAAUAAAGAGUUGCUGGCAACUGAAGAUUCGUUUCAUGUUUCUUAAAUAUUGGUGGUUGUUGGAAAUUUAAUUGUGCCCCUAAUUCAGCAUGGAAUCUGGCACUUCCCCCAAGAACAAUGUAAUAAAUUGGGGAAUGCACUUCUAGGACAGCAAGUUCAUAAUGUUCUAUUCUAGCCUCGAUUUACUGCAAUUAAGGUUCUAAUUGUUUUUUGAAGCAUAACAUACAUGCAUUCAACUACUUCAAAGAAUGGAAGAAGAAAAAACUGUUUAUACUGUGCCUGUCACCUCUGAAUGCCUGGAUGUGGAGACCCUUAGCAAUGUCAGUGGCGAGAGAGGUGAAGGUGAUGCACAGAUGUUUUGGAGGCAAAUGGAAGAUGAAAGAGUGGACUUCAUAUUUGAGCAGGUGCAAAAUGUAUUGCUGUCUCUGAAACAAAAGAUCAAGGAUGGAACUGCAACAAAUGAAGAAUGCUUCCAAGCUUUGAUACUGGUGGAUAGAGCUGAUGGAAGCAAUCUCUUAGCAUUGACAGAUGUAAACGAUGUGACUACUGAAGAUGAGAUGCAAAGAAGCAAACCUAGCUUACAGCCUUCUGUAUCAAAUGAAAAUACAACAGGUUCUCCUUUAAGGGAGGCGAAAGAAACCUCACACUCGGGGAAUGAAGACGUAUGUCGUGAAACAAGGGAGUUACCUUUAAAGCUGCGUUACCAGAAUCAUGCCUGCUCUAGUGUAUGUCUUGCCAACAGACCACUGAACUCAUACAAGGGGGAAAACCCUCUUAAAAUACCAAUCCUGUGUCAUUUCCAGAGACGACAUGCAAAAGCAAAUUCGCUUUCAAAGUCACUUGAUGUGAAUUAUAAGGCCCCCUGUGGGAGGAGUCUGAGAAACUUUCAAGAUGUGCAGAAUUACCUGUUUGAAACAGAGUGCAACUUCUUAUUUGUCGAUCACUUUUCUUUCAACACAUACGUACAGCUGGGCAGAAACACUCUGAACCGAGAAGCACUUGUAUUUGAUUUUGAUAUCAGCAAUGGAGCUGAGUCUGUGCCCAUUUCCUUCUGUAAUGAAGUUGACAGUACAAGAUUACCUUAUUUUAAAUAUAGGAAGGCCUCAUGGCCACGUGGGUACUAUCUGAACAACUUCUCCAGCAUGUUUCUUGACUCAUGUGACUGUGCAGAUGGCUGCACAGAUAGGUCAAAAUGUGCAUGCCUACAGCUGACUGCAAAAGGCUGCUUUGAAAAUUCUGCCUCACCAAGUAACAGAGCAUCUUGUGGUUACAGGUAUAAAAGACUGGAUGGACCUGUCCCCAGUGGAAUUUACGAAUGCAACUUAUCGUGCAAGUGUGACAGAAUGAGGUGUCAGAACAGAGUAGCACAGCAUGGCAUCCAAGUUCGGUUGCAGGUGAUCAACACGGACCGGAAGGGCUGGGGCGUCCGCUGUCUAGACGAUAUUGACAAAGGAACGUUUGUUUGCACUUAUUCAGGCAGGUUGAUGAGCAGAGCUGAGCCUCAGGAAACCAGAGAUGUAAAUUAUGAGGCUGAAAAGAAGGAUGCUGUGAAUGACACAAGCCUCAGCUCACUUUCAGUAAAGAGAAAACUGGACACUGCUUGUUCAGAUUCUGAGAUCGAACUUAUCCAGACUGGUAAAGAUAGCAUUAACAGGAGGUGUGAAACUUUAUCUCAGCCUGUGGAUGAUGAAUAUAAACCAGUUGUUCGUGAGAUGAAAGGUGGUGAAAAGCUACGGGAAGGAGGAUGGCUGGUCCCAAACUGCAGGAGCUGUAGGAGAGAAGGCUUUUGCAGUAACAUGGUCAAGACUGCGUGGAGAGUCAGAGAGGGAAGUAGAGAGAGAAGGUCUGUGAGGGUUCAGAACUAUGGAUAUAAUCCAAGGAAUCUGAGAAGUCCAGCCAUUAGGCCUAAAACCAGAACUGCUAUUCUUCAGACUCGCCGGCUAAAGAUGGGAAUUGCUACACUGGUGCAUGAUGCCAGCUCAGAUGAAGAUGAUAGUUGUCAGCCCCAGCAGUCAACCAAAACGAAACUAACCAUUGGAACCAAGAAAGGAAAGGAAAAACCCAACCUGCAGCAAAAGGUAGGAGAACAUGAGGAGGCCAUGCAGUAUGAGUCAAGCACCACAGAUACUGCAAAAUCUAAAGAAAAAAGGCCAUCUCCAGAAGAUGCUAGAGGUGGUAAAUCAGCCAGGCUAGAUGAUGCACAUGUUAUGAAACAGUCCAUGGGCCUACUCCAAAGAGAUUACUUCAAAGAGGAAAAAAAUAGGAGAUCCAAACAAGAUCCUCUUUGUAAUGAGGAGGCAGGUGGUGAUGACACACCUCUGAAGAAUUCUAAUAAAGACAAUAUUUAUCUAUUGGAUGCCACAAAAGAAGGAAAUGUGGGACGAUUUCUUAAUCAUAGCUGCUGGCCAAAUCUCUUUGUGCAGAGUGUCUUUGUAGAGACGCACAACAGAAAUUUCCCUUGGGUGGCAUUCUUCACAAACAGGCAUGUGAAAGCUGGAACCGAACUCACGUGGGAUUAUGGUUAUGAAGCUGGAAGCAUGCCAGAGACCGAGAUCUCCUGUCAGUGUGGGGUUCAGAAGUGUAGGAAAAAAAGCGAGGAUUUCCCGUGCGCUCCCAGCCCCGCCGGGGCCAGCGGCAGCGUCCGCGGAUCCAGCCCCUGGCAAGCUCGCCUCAGCCUGGAAACAGCACGCCACGCAUCAGCUUACAGCCUAGGCGGCCGCGACCUUUGCCGGACCCCCCCGCCCCCAUCGCAGCUGGCGCCAGGCGGGAUUCGAACCGGGCUCUCAGAACUAGCCCAGUCCGCGAGGAUUGGAAGCCGGUGCAGCCUCACCCCGCCCCUCCAUUUCACGUGGGGAGUGAGGGCACCGUCCGCUUCAGCAGCUUCGGCGGCAGCUAGUGAGCAUGCGCACUUGCGCAGAUCGCUGGCACAUGCUCAGUCCCAGGGAGCGAGCCGGGUCCUUCCAACACUCUCUCAGCCAGGCACGCCCAUUUUCUGGCCCCUCCUCCUCCGCCCCACCCCUUCGGGAGUUUCUAGCAUCCUGCCGUGUGUUGAGGCAGCAGCAGCAGCAGCAGCUCAGGCGGCGAAUGAUUCUCUCUCCCCGUCCCCCCGGUGUCUCUCUCCAGGUGACUUCCAGAUAAUGGAGAAGAUGGUGAAAAGGAAGUGUGCAUUUUGUCCAGCAGAUGAAGAGUGUGCUAUAAUGUACAUUGCAGAAAAGCAAAAUCUUGCAGUUCAUCAAGAUUGUUUGUUAUAUUCCUCAGGAUUUGUAGAAUCUGAAGAGCAUAACCCAGAGAAUCAGGAUACAAGGUUUGAUGUGGCCUCAGUUCAGAGUGAAAUCAGGAGAGGAAAGCGGCUGAUGUGCAAUUUCUGUCGCAAGAAAGGAGCCACUGUGGGAUGUGAGAUAAAAACCUGCCGGAGGAGUUAUCACUACUUUUGUGCACUGUGUGAUGAUGCAGCAUUAGAAACUGACGGAGGGCAAGGAAUUUACCGAGUGUUCUGUCCAAAACAUGACCCAGGCAAAAGGACCAAUCAUUAUGCAGUUCAUCAGAAGAGGAAGUGGCUGCCAGUGAGGAAGAUGGAAACUCACUGUCAUAAGCCCUAUGCAGACAAUAAGAGGAACAGGCAUGGAAUUAAAUCUUCCACCUUCAUGGAAAAAAGGAGCACAGAAGAGACAGCAGCAGAAAAUAGUUUACGACUUUUAAGGAAAAAACGUAACACACACAAAGGAAGAAUAGACUUUCUUAGGAAGUGCAAACAGGCUGGACUUCUGGAUGGCAUAUUUAAAGAAAUGCUAGACACACUUCACCUUGCAAAGGAAAAACUGAUGGAUGACAACACUUCAGAAACAGAAUACGAGGAAACAGUAAUAUCACUUUUUGACUGUAGCCUGUUUGAAAAUAUACUUACAAAUGUUCAUUCAGGAACAGAGGAAAAACUUCAGGAGCUUCUGGAAACUCGGAAAAGACUGGAUACUCAGAUUGAGCUACUGCAAGAUUUAAAAGUAGUAAUUCCUUUCCAGGAAAAUAUAGCUAGUGCAUCUAGUUCAGUGUCUGAAUAACCAAUACUUCUCUUGAUAUCAACUUCCAUAUUAGAGAUUUUCUACUGACAGAAACUGCAUCUGGUCAGUGUAUUAAAGUGACUUUCAGAGAUAGGGGUGCACAGAAAAACAAUUGGGUGUUUUACUCAUAUUUUAUACCUCACUUUUGCAAUAAAUUUGUCCUUUUCCUUUUUAAUUUUUACUGUGGUUCAAGGAGUGAUAAACACUUAAAUUUAAAUACUGUCUGUACAAGCUUUUUUUAAAUACUCCAUAAGCCACUUUUUAAAAUCACUUCAGUUACAGCAGCCCCCUGUCAUGUGAUGUGUCUGUGAUUCAAUGUCUGCUUAUAGCAGACAAAAUCAUUAUUAAAAAUUAAGGCUUUCCAAAGAGGAAUUUAACUAGACUUGCACUUGAAGCAGAAGGGUUUUUUAUGACAUUUUCUCAAUUUAUGGUUGUUAAUGUUUAAGUACUUCUGUUUUAACUGCAAUGGUGAGAGGUGGUGUCCAUUAAUUGCUUGUAAACACCUGAGGCUGGCUGGUGAUCAUCCUCUGAAAAAUCAUUCUAUGUAAAAUAGUUACGGAAUCAAAUACUGCAGUAAGAACAUUUAUGGCUUCCAUGUGUUAUUUUGUCUUAUUAUAUUAAAAUUGUUCGACUACAGAAAAACAGUACAUUUAGUUACAAAAUUGCAAGUUAGUGACAAAUCUGACAAUAAAAUGUUUUUGUAAAGAAAGUUGUGUAUUGAAGAAAACUAGUGACAAAAUCCGUUUACGCACCAAAAUACUGUUCACAGUACAACCUUGUAGGUUCUCACUGCUAAUCCACAGCCUUGCUGAUUCUCACAAAACCCCUGGUUUCAUCAUACUUCAUAGCUCAGCUCUAACAGAAGAAACAGUACAACAGGAUAUUCAUAUUAAGAUUUUAUUAUUCUUAAAUAUACUAAAGAACCUUUGCUGCUGUACUAUGAAAUAAAUGAAAUUAAACUACACUUAAAUGCACUAAAAUAUACUUAGUUUUUCACACUGCAUUCAUUGUUAACUAUGUAAAAUAGUAAGUGAACUCUGUCAUUAGUGUAAAUCAAUAGUUCUAUUGCAUAGCUCUAUUUGUUGCCUGUAGACAGCCAAAAUAUGUCACAGGAGUCCUAAAUUCAGGGAUUGAUAGAUGGAACUAUUUGAAGAUGUUACUUCCAAGGACAAAAGCAAGUUACCAACAUUCCAACAAGUCUUUCAUCUCUCCCUUCUGUGGAAAAGCAGCUAGACGGAGAAGCGCUAGAACAGGAGUCGGCAACCUUUCAGAAGUGCUGUGCUGUGCCGAGUCUUCGUUUAUUCACUCUACUUUAAGGUUUUGCA
Molecule: messenger RNA, 5627 nt
Organism: Gopherus evgoodei (Goodes thornscrub tortoise)
Lineage: Eukaryota; Metazoa; Chordata; Testudines; Testudinidae
Product: histone-lysine N-methyltransferase SETDB2-like
Exons: 27
Coding region: 496-4302 (1268 amino acids)
Biological process (GO): negative regulation of gene expression; heterochromatin organization
Cellular component (GO): nucleus
Molecular function (GO): histone H3K9 methyltransferase activity; protein binding; DNA binding
Source: RefSeq, a predicted model, not a curated record